Messenger RNA from Lonchura striata (white-rumped munia), 1290 nucleotides. The record is from RefSeq and is a predicted model, not a curated record. NCBI's taxonomy places the organism in Eukaryota, Metazoa, Chordata, Aves, Passeriformes, Estrildidae.
AGACUGGUAACAGCCUAGUGACUUUUUAAUCAUUACUCACCCUCCCCUCCAUAUAAAACUGUGUGCGGGGGUGCUGAUUUAAAUUAAAAUAGAUACAAACCAAGGCAUUAUUCCCAGGCAAAGGCAAGAGAUUUCUGUGCCCCAUAGAAAUGGAUGCAGCAGCUGUCACAGUUUAUCGCGGACAGCGGGAAUGCGGGAGAUCCGCUCUUCCGCCGUCCACCCGUGCUGUCGGCAGGCACAAAGAAUGCUGCUUGUAUGGGGGAGCAAUUGUCAGCCUGUCCCUUUCUGGCCGCGGCUCGCCCGCGGUACCCGGGCGACCAGGAGGUUUGUGAUGCGGGGCUCCCAUCGCAUUUCGCCCCAGACUCGCACCGAAGGACAUCCCCGCCCGCACAGAUCCCUUCGGACCUGGUUUCUGAACUUUCCGUCCUGCCUUUCUUUACUUCAAAACUUCUGUGGAGGAUGCAGCGGCUGGAAUUUGUGCCUCGCUUGCUUGCUUAGACACACGAACAUGCGCGCUUGCACAGGCAGAGCUCUUAAGGUUAGUGCCCUGGUCCAGCUGGGAUAGCCUUUAAACUCUAAACCCUCUCUAUUCUUAAAAUGUCAUUCUGAUCUUCUUUUUUUUUUUUUUUCCUUUCUUUUUCGCGGGAGAGGGAGGAACUCCUACAACUUUCCUCGCAUAGAAAAGCUGUGCUUUUGAAAGGUACCGCAAAGCUCUUCCCCAAACACCGUUCAAGACAUAAAUCAUCUCUUCUCUAACCCUAAACGCCACUCAAGUGUCAAGCAAACAGACAGAUACUUCAAGGGAGAUCAGCCCAAAGGUCUCAAAUCACAGCGUUAUGCUCGCACGGGAUCGGCUCACGGCGGGGGGGAUCAGAGACGGGCGGCCGAAACUCAACAACUAUUUGACAGGUUUUCAACUGAUCAAUCACCGUAUUAGCCAUGCUUUCCCCUACUAUGGAAACAAUAGAGCAAAAUAAUGGAAACAAUUACGAGGAAGCCACACAAGCUGCGCAGAGCCUCAGGCAACCACGUUUGCCAGUCUUUUUUCUAUUGUUAUUAUAAUUAUCAUCACCAUCGUGCCGUUACUACGGCUACAAUGAGCAGCAGCGACAGAAAAAAAAUCACACAGCAAUUCAUCCCUCCGGAUGCAAAAUAAAGAGGGACUUCGCUACCCGACUCCGGUAGCACGUCCCAGCUCUCCCCCAGCAUCCCCUUCUGAGUCAAUCCUCCGCAUAUCACAUUCAGGCUUAAAAACACAAUGAAAAAAGUGUCGGGAAAUCUUACCAAAUC